Penicillium digitatum Pd1 is the source of this 2181-nucleotide messenger RNA. Its product is annotated as Protein kinase-like domain. NCBI's taxonomy places the organism in Eukaryota, Fungi, Ascomycota, Eurotiomycetes, Eurotiales, Aspergillaceae. The record is from RefSeq and is a predicted model, not a curated record.
AUGGCCGACCACAGCUCUCCAGAUUACAAAGAUCUUUAUCUUAAGGCAAAAGAGCGCGAGAAGCAGGCAAAAGAGUGCGAGAAGCAGGCAGAUGAGCGCGAGAAGCAGGCAGAUGAGCGCACCCGAAAGACCACUCUUACUGAGCUCAUUCAGCACUGCCAUGUCCUUCUCUCCCGAUGGAUGAAAGUUGGUUCACCAUCCAACUCAACAACUGGAAAAAUACCUCUUCCCAAAGGAAAAUACUGCCCCACUCGAUUGGAACAUUGGACCGACUGUCCAAAACAGCUCUCAGAGGUCUAUAAGUCCGUCUACCAAUAUCUUCACCCGGAGCGAGGACAGGAGUUACGUCUAUUUUCGUCCAUGGCUGAAUUAGAAUGGUUUGGCCGUCAUUUUGCUAGUGACCCACUAAGCAGCGAGAGACAACUUGAGACCUACGAGCGAUUUGGCGUUCAAUUCCAGGUCCACAAAAUUAUAUCUGAGCUUUGCAAACUGCCAGCUGCUCGUGAGGAGUUCGGGCUCGGAGAUGGAAUCCACUUCGGCAAUCAUAAGAAUUCCCUGAGCGAGAAUGAACCUAUGGAAGAUGAGGCAAACGAACUACCUAGCAUACGUCAACCACGAGCUGACCAGUUCUGCAUAAAUCGUAUCGAUGGUACCUCGACCACCAUUCUAGCGACUGUCGAGUAUAAGCCGCCUGAUAAGCUGCCUAGUGCAACUUUUCGAAUGGGACUUCGACCAAUGGAUCUUUGGAAAGAUGUAGUUCAAUCCAAUAAAAUACCUACCGACCAGGAAGAGAAGCUGAAGUAUAGUGCAACGCGACUUGUCUGCUCUGCCAUUGUUCAAGAAUACCAUUUGAUGAUCCAGGAAGGACUCGAAUAUUCAUAUCUAACAAAUGGGCUUACACGCGUUCUCCUCCGUGUUCCGCGUGACCAGCCUAGCACGCUCUACUACUUUUUCUGUGAUCCUGACAGCGAAAUAACCCCAGAAGGUAGACUUACUUCUCAGCUAUGGAAGUCCUCCGUUGCGAGGGUAUUAUGCCUUUGUUUACUGGCAUUCCGUUCGCCUAUCCGGGGGCAAGAAUGGAGAAACCGAGUGCACUUGGAUCUUCACACAUGGCACACAAGCUUUGAUCACACACACUCACAAAUCCCAGGAAAGGAGUUGCAGCAGCUUCACCACUCCGGUAGCACCAACCCCGAAUCUUCGAGUCCAGAUUCUGGUUCAUCCUUUGUACUACCAUCUUCAUCUCCGCCACCAUCUCCCUCAGAGGGCCGUCGGGUGCCUACACGAUCUCAAACGAGCUGUGCGCCUUCGGAGAUUCGAUCGCGGUCGCAGUCACCUAGCUCAUCCGGCUCCGACACGAACCAAGCAGCUAGCCAUAAGCGGAGGAUCAGUCAGGUCACGUCUUCGCCGUCCGCUCAGCAAUCAGGUCGCCAGCAAAAGGCAGGGCAUGACCAAGAUGACCAUUCCCAGCGCCGCGCCGCGCAAUUCUGCACGCAACGAUGUUUACUCGGUUUACAAACCCGGAAUGCUCUAGAUGCGUUAUGUCCAAACGUGGAUCGUCAUUGCCUAGGCCAGACCGACCCGACUCAGCAUCCGAUAUCGGUCGAGGAAUUGAUACUUUCAUUGAAAACCCAGCUAGACGAAGACAUAGAUCGUUGUAUACCCCUCGGCGGUUGCGGCUCAUACGGCGCUCCAUUCAAACUUACCUGCAUGAAACAUGGUUACACAGUUCUCGGGAAAGGCACCACUUCGGGGUUGUGGAAAGAAGUUUCCCGCGAAGCGCAGGUGUAUCGAGUGCUACGUAGGGCCCAGGGAUCUGCUGUGCCUAUUUUCUUAGGUACGAUUGACUUGGCAAAAAUCUAUUUUCUUCAUGGCGCUGGACAAAUCCGCCACAUGCUCAUCAUGGGUUGGGGGGGUGAGUGCACUGCGAAAAUGGAGCUAACGCAACGGCUUCGCCGCGAGAUCCACAAAUCGAACAAGGAAAUAAAAGCUCUCGGGAUAAUACAUGAAGACCCUAGUCAAGACAAUGUCCUUUGGUGUGAAGAGCUCGGGCGUGCUCUAAUUAUCGAUUUUCAUCGUUCGACUCUGAGAUGCCGACCGGCUAAGCAGCGAUCGGGGGAUGCAAAACGACGACUACGACGAGUGCAGGAAGGAGAUGGAAAACGUCUUCGGGCUUCGUGA